AUGACGUCUACCGUAACCAUUCGUCUCUCAGACGCCGUCGACAAUUUUAUCGCCCUACGCCAAUCUAUCUCGCCUUUGCCAUCGUCUUCGCUUAUCUUUGAAAGAUACCGAAAUGCGACUCUGUCCAAUCUUUCACCUUCAAGACUGUGGAGAUGGUCACGCAGUUGGUCGCCGAAGGGGCUUGAUUACCUAAACCCACCUGGCCGUGAAGGUUUGACCGACGAGCUAUCAAAUAUAUCGCCGUCAACAAUACUCAUCAUUGCUUCCUCUCUGCCACUGGGAGCAUUUGACAAGUUGUCGCUAGCGAAUGCUGACGACAUUGCACAUAUCAUGGAGACCCGUGAAUACAAGGGCGUCCUGCUAGUAGAUGGUAUGAUGCAAAAAAGCCAUAUUGAGUUGCUGAAAGAACGGCUUAAUGUGACUGAGGCGUUUCAAGGUGUACCUGCGCGACAGGUCUUCGCUGCUCAUCUCCGUGCCGCAUCACGCCCCGGGCUGAGUGCGGACAUGAAAACAAGUACUUCUCUCUGGGCUGGAUCAACUACAUUGCGUGGAUCCGAACAUUGGAUGUCAGGCUUUGAACUAUAUGACCCAUCGAAUGAUCACUCUUCUCCACGGCGACAAAUACAGACUAUCCAAGCAACUCAUGGCGUUUUUGUGGAGUGCUCGGGAGAAGUGCCCGAAUGCGGCGCAGUGCUCGCUGCGUCUAGAACACUGGAACUUCGGAUGGGCAUGGGAUCUGACUCCACGGCAGCGAGCUUUGUACAGGAGUGGAUCUCUGUAGGAUGCGCCAUGCGCCUUCUGGUCGGUAAAGCGCAGUUUUGGUGCUUUUGGACCAGGACGCAUGGGGAGUGGUCAUGCCGCGUGAUUCGUCUUCCAAAAAUGACUCGAACUCAAACGAAAGUACUCCAUGUAGGUCCGUUCGCAUGCCCCAAUCUGGUUAUGCCUGAGCAGGCUAAGCCAUUUGCCGCAUCAGAGAUUCUUGGAAGAUUGCCAGAAAUACGACUAGGAAAUUCGCGACCAGACAAAUGCGAAGCCCUCUCAUCAAAGAAUAGAACGAGAGUGGAUUUUGACUCUGCUACCGUUACUCACCGCACUGAUGACAACGUUGACAAUGACGCGUCAAUCACGGAGCGCAAACAAAGAAUCGCGCCAGAGAUUCUAGGAAGAUUGCCCGAAAUUCGCCUCAAUGAGUUCUCAAGAUCAUGCAAGAACGAUGUCAAAUUACCGGGAGACAGGAUGGGAAUCCGCUGCGAAGCGACCGAAGCUCUAGCUUUCGCUGCAGAAACCAAUGCUUGCAUCAUUGAAGAUGCUCCGCUAGACAAAAAGAGGCGGAUAGUGGCUGCUGCGCCCCCCCCUAAGAAGGAUAGGGCUUCUCCUCCCAUUUCAGCACCUGAGCAGGACUUUUUGAACACCGCAGCUGCCGAAGAACAGAAACCAUACUGCAAAUUCUCGGGCACGUCCGUGGUGCCUAUUUCCACGAAUGGGAUAGUUUCGUCUGGGCAUAAACUUGAAGCCCAAGAAUUGGCCACGGGAAAAAGGCUGAGAGCUACAGACGACGAUGAGCUCUCGGUUCUCAGUACUUCUACUUUGCGGACAACAUCUGCUUCUCAAGGUAAAUCAAUUCGAAAUGAACAGAUUGCCUUGAAGCGACGGAGAUUUCAGCGACUGCAAGGGAAAAGCGGAGAGAGUCGCUUGAAGUUUAGGCCCAGAGAUGCAAAGCGGAAAUCAACCGUGUUGCAAGGAGAUAAACGUCAGGUUGCAGACUCAGUAACAAGCAAGAAAGAUGGUCUUAAAGACUCUCAGAAGUUGAUGCUAAGCAGAAGAACCUAUGUGGCAGCAGUCACGAAGAGAGUGUUACACGCUUUAGAAGAGUCAUCGCCAUUUUUCGACUUCGAUGUCCUCAGUAGACCAUCACAAGAAAUUGCUUUGCCAGGGAAACGAGCUCACCACCUCGGGAAUGAAUGGAAAGAGUUCUUCCAGGACUUAACAACAAUCGGUAGAAGCAAAUUUCCAGUCGCCAAUACACAUGGCGUAGAAUAUUGCCGCGAAAGCGAGAGUAAGGACAAGAAGAUGAUGCGGUUAGAGCAGUAUUUUGGGAAACUGGGCAUAGAAUUCGGAUCGGCGCUCGGGCAUGUGUUACCAAGUGAUGCUGUAAAGCUUCAAGAACAACUGCGACAGCUUGCAAGAGGCGAUGGCGGACGUGGGAAAAGAAAAAUCUCUCGCAUGCACCUGGCAAAUGAGCAUCUGGACCGCAGAUACUCACCACAGAUUUCUCUAAGUAGUUCAGUGAUGCCGCCAAGUCCACGGAGAACAGCAGCAGUGCACGAGGCUUCUUUGACCGCUAGCCGGGCUUCAGUUGAUGCUUUGAAAAGGAAAUGUGCGAUUGUAAGCCCAGAACUUCGAAAUGAGUACUUGGGAAAAGUCGCAGGUGGCGCUGAACUAGUUGCCCAUGUGGUGAACCCGAGAUUCUCUGAUACAAGCCCUCGCAAGGCGGUAUUCCCUUCCAAACAACGGACCGGAAAGAACGGAGACGUGUCUACAUACCCUAAACCUUUUAAGACAGAACUACAAGAGCUUGUGAACGCAGAAACUGGCAAGGAUCCUUUCAAAUGCUGUGAAACGAUUACAGAAUUGCUGGUCGCCCAGUUGAAGCUAUUGGACAAAGGAAAAAGGAAAGCACUUGUAUAUCAAGUGGUCGACACACUAACCGAGCAAUGA
Molecule: messenger RNA, 2718 nt
Organism: Chondrus crispus (carragheen)
Lineage: Eukaryota; Rhodophyta; Florideophyceae; Gigartinales; Gigartinaceae
Exons: 1
Coding region: 1-2718 (905 amino acids)
Source: RefSeq, a predicted model, not a curated record